Triticum aestivum (bread wheat) is the source of this 1077-nucleotide messenger RNA. RefSeq lists its product as uncharacterized. NCBI's taxonomy places the organism in Eukaryota, Viridiplantae, Streptophyta, Magnoliopsida, Poales, Poaceae. The coding region runs from base 342 to 899 and encodes 185 amino acids. The record is from RefSeq and is a predicted model, not a curated record. The transcript is spliced from 2 exons.
AACCGUGUGCCAAACACAGCUGCAUGUUUGUGUGUUCAGAACAAGUCGUGCUACGGAACAAACAAGCGCUCAAAAGAUAUCUCUUCUCUAGAGGUUUCACCCGGCCGCUCACAUUCGGCCAAGUGGCCUCUUGCUCAUCUCAAGAUAAGCCUUCUAGUCUCCUACUGCCCUUCCUCCUCCUCCAGCCAAAACGCGGCAAUCCCUGAAGCUACAAGAUUACCCUUCUUUCACCACUUCCCAUCUCAAACUGCAGCAAGCAAUCAAGAAACUCAGAGAAGGAAGAAGACAUAGCAAGAGCAAGUAAAGCAAGCAAGCUAGAAGCCCAGGGAGAGAUCACGGCCAUGGCGUUAGCCCCCACAUCUCUCCAGAGCUUCCUCACAGGGAGGCCCCUAUGCACGGCCCCGCAGCUCACGAGGUCGUCAAUUAGGCCGGCAUCGGCGAGGCUCUCUUGCAGGGCCUCCAACCAGAAGGACGCGCCUCCGUCGUGGGCCGGAGACCUCGAGCUGAAGAAUCUCGGGAGGCUGGCGAUGGUCGCCCUGGCCGCCGGCGUGCUCGUGCUCGCGCCCGUCGAUGACGCCAUGGCGGGCAAGUCAGGCGGCAGGAUCGGCGGGAAGGCGUUCCGUUCCGCGGCGCCGCGCUCGUCCGGUCCAAGGAUAAACAACUCAAGGACGAACAUCUACGUCAAUCCCGGCGUGGCGCCACCGCUGGUCGGCGGCUACGGCUACGGUGGCUAUGGCGGGUACGGCUUGUCGCCGUUCGGCUUCUACGGUGGCCCGAGCGUCGCCCUCGGGGUCGGUGGCGGCUUCGACACGCUCGUCCUGUUCAUUGUGGGCGGGGCGGUCGUCGGCGCCGUCCGGCGGUUCCUCAACCGCAGGGAUAACGAUGAUUACGACGACUAAAUGAUACGAGUCAUGUUCAUGUAAUAUCAUCCGACCCUUGUAAUAUAGCGAGAUUACUAUUUUGCUCUUGUCAAUGGUAAUUUUGAAGUAAACAUAGUAAUAUCGAACGAGCAAUGAGAAUCAGAAAGUGUGUAUAAAUUUGUUAUUUUCGCAGAAAUGGAAGAAGAAAUUGUAGUUA